Prorocentrum cordatum is the source of this 1326-nucleotide messenger RNA. Lineage: Eukaryota; Dinophyceae; Prorocentrales; Prorocentraceae. The record is from the annotation of a GenBank genome assembly.
AGCCACUCUGGCUCAGGGUGCCCGCGGAGCGUGGCAGCGCCUGGGCAGGCGCCUCUCUUCCUCCCGCCGCCCUCCUCCGAGAGAAGGUUCACCCUGCCGAACUUGAGGUUGUCGACUCCACUGCUCGCGCAAUCCUCCCACCCACGGUAGGGCUGCGACGCCGACGCCGCCGGGCGGCGCCGACCUACGGACGGCGCUGUCGGCCGCGCCCUCCGCUGGGCGGCGGCGGCGGCCCCGCCGCGCUGCCGGUGGCCGUGGUGGAGGAACACGGGAGCGUCGUGCGGUUCUGGUUGGAGGGCCUCGGCCACCUCCCACAGUACCUUUGGGAGGAGUCUUACCGUCCCUCAUUUGCUGCCACAUCUUUGCUGCACGUAGACAGCCACUCUGACAUGAUGCUCGCGAGGUGGGACGACGUGCAAGAACAUAUGCGCGGCCACGAACAUGACAUGCAGAGACUCGGUGCAGAGCUCAUCAGGGCCCCCGCCAUCGGAGACUUCAUUUCUGGCGCGAUCUUCGCGCAGCUCGUCAGCGACGUGGUAUGGUUGCGCUCAGACUUCGCAUCGGGGAAGUACAAUGGUCCAGCUCCUGGCGUCUACGAGGUAAGCAUCGGCACGGACGGCGCGAACCUGACUUCCGUCGGCGAGGAGGACGAGGUGCUCUGUUUCCGGACGCUCGCCACCAGGUUCAGGCCUGAGGACGACGACGACACGUUUGUGAACCACGACCACGAGUCGCUGGACGACUGCGGAUCCGAGGGGCCCCAGCACGCGCAGACGGCUAACCUGAGCGUGGCGACGCUCGGCCAGCUGCUUUCUGGCUCCGCCGGUUUUGCGCGCCCCCUCCUCGCUCACCGGGACUGGAUAUUGGACGUGGAUCUUGAUUUCUUCGCCUCCCUGGACCCCACCGUCGACUACUUCACCAGCCGUGGAUUCUCUGCUCACUUGGUGCUCCAGCACGUCCAGAACUCGCUUCGGUGCCCGAACGAGACCCAGAUUGGCGACGUGCUUAACCUCUUUCGGCACUUUGAGCGCGGCUCAACGCGGAGGGCGCGAAGAGCCAGCUCGCGCAGAGGCGCAGCCCCUGCAGGGUGAUCGCGGACAGGCUGCAGGGCUUGUACGACACGCUCUCCGAUCUGGAUGACUGGCGGGUGCUGGCCUGGAGGGACUUGUGGCGUCUGCAGGACAUCGAGGACUGGACUGGGUCGGGAGCCACGACUUCAUGACGACCCUGUUCCUCCAGGGCCCCCACGCGGGCCCGCACCACGUCGCGUCGGAGUUGGAGGUUCGGAUGGGGGCGAGAAAGGUGCACUUCGCCCCUCGCUGGUAG